Molecule: messenger RNA, 1446 nt
Organism: Electrophorus electricus (electric eel)
Lineage: Eukaryota; Metazoa; Chordata; Actinopteri; Gymnotiformes; Gymnotidae
Product: alpha-N-acetylgalactosaminide alpha-2,6-sialyltransferase 1-like
Biological process (GO): oligosaccharide biosynthetic process
Molecular function (GO): alpha-N-acetylgalactosaminide alpha-2,6-sialyltransferase activity
Source: RefSeq, a predicted model, not a curated record
AGAAAUGCAAAUUUGCAGUGGCAUAGACCUGUCCUGUUAGUCUCUGAGACUAUAAAGUCACUCACACAGCACACACCCAUCUAGUCAAAACAUCAAACAGAAUCACAAACGAUGCAGAAAGUUUCUCUUCAUGUGAUAUUCCUGCUUUGUUGCAUCCUGUUAUAUGUAGUGAUUUGGAAGAAGAUUCCUGGAAAAUGGGUUAGUUUCCAAAAAGUAUAUAAUUCUACACUGAAUUCAAGAAUCCUUUGGGGAAAUGGAUAUGGGACCACUGAAGAAGUUACAGAAGCAAUUUUAACUGAGUCUAUAAAUAUGUCUUCAAGACAAAAUGCGAUAAGUAUGGCAAAAGAGGUUCUGGAUACACUGCAUCAAGAUAAAAUGCAUCACUCAGCGAUCUCCAGCAGCUACAAGCAUACAGAAAAUCUAACUGUUCUUCCACUGCUUUACAAACAUUAUUUUACAAAGAUGCCAAAGUGGGACUUUGAGGAUGUUUAUAUGCAGAAUAGUAAUGAAAGGCUGGUUUGUUCUAAGUCACUUCAUAACUCCAAAGAUAAAACAUUUCAGGCAGCAGUUAUCCAAAACAUACAGCUUUGGCUGCAUAAAGGCCUCUUAAAUAUCAGUGAAUGGAAUCGACUGGCACACUUCAACAACCCCUUUGGAUUCAUGGGAUACAACUAUACUGACAUAAAACCAUCUGUAGAUUUGAUCCCGAAGCCUAUGUCCUAUCAGCUGCUGCCAGUGCCUGAAAGUGCGGAUGAUGGCUGCAUUCGCUGUGCUGUAGUGGGCACUGGGGGAAUUCUGAAUGGCUCAAAAAUGGGCAAAGAGAUUGAUUCCCAUCCUUAUGUGAUUCGAGUGAAUGGAGCUGUCAUCAAAGGAUAUGAGGAGGAUGUUGGAAGUAGAACCUCAGUGUAUGUGCAUACAUCCUUCUCCUUAGAACAAUCCACUUAUCUGUUGAGAACACGUGGUUUCAAGAAUGCACCAAGCGAUGAGGGAAUUAAAUAUUUAAUGAUUCCAGAAGGUCUAAGAGACUUUGAAUGGAUUCAAGGCCUGAUUAAUAAAAAGAGGCUGUCAAAGGGCUCAUACUCUGGCUUAAGGCCAUUAGAUUUCUACAGUGGGUGGUUUAAGGAGGAUAGAUUUUAUGUACUUCAUCCGGAUUUUUUAAGAUAUGUUCGGAACAGAUUCUUACAAUCCAAAAGUCUGGAUAAAGAUUAUUGGCGUAUUUACAGACCCACCAAUGGAGCAUUUGCAAUAUUCUUGGCUCUUCACACCUGUGAUAUUGUGAAUGUCUAUGGAUUCAUCACUGAAGACUAUGAUAAGUACUCCAACUACUACUAUGAAACAACAAAAAACAAAGUUAUUUUCUAUAUUAACCAUGACUAUAACCUAGAGAUUAAAACAUGGAAAAAAUUGCAUGAAUCUGGAAUCAUUAACCUUUACCAAAGAAAUUAA